GGCCUGUAGAGAUGCAGUCUUUCCCAGAGUGACUUCCUGGGUCUUCAUACAGCCAUGGAUCUGGAUAAACCUUCUGUCUGGGGCUCUUUAAAACAACGGACCAGGCCUUUGUUAAUCAACCUGAGCAAGAGGAAAGUGAAAAAGAACUCAGACAAACCCCUGGACUUAGGGGCCAGGCAUUGUCUGGACCGCCGCCUCAGCCUCUCCGUCCCUGACCUCCUGGAGUCUGAGGCCUUGGCCCCCGAGGGGCGGCCUUACUCCCGGCCCCAGUCGUCCUACACCUCGGUGCCUAGCAGCCUUUCAACGGCAGGGAUCGUUCCCAAAAGUAGCAGUAGCUCUUUGAAACAGUCUGAAGAAGAAUUGGAUUGGAGCCAGGAAGAAGCAGGCCACUUCCAUGUAGUGGAAACAGACUACCGGGAGACCUACACCUCUCCUGCCGAGGACAGGAGGGCUUCCAGCAAUGGCAUCUUUGAUGUGCUCCAGAAAACUCCCCUUGGAGAGGAUGCGCCAGAAGAGCCAGAGAAGCUCUGUGGAAGUGGUGAUCUGAAUGCUUCUCUGACAUCCCAACGUUUCGAAGAGCUAUCUACGCUCGGGGAAGCCGGCGAUGGCUUGAGUAACCUGCCCAGCCCUUUCGCUUACCUCCUCACCAUCCACCUGAAGGAAGGCCGGAACCUGGUGGUCCGGGAUCGCUGUGGCACGAGUGAUCCCUAUGUGAAAUUUAAGCUGAAUGGGAAGACUCUGUACAAAAGUAAAGUCAUAUAUAAGAACUUGAACCCAGUUUGGGACGAAAUAGUCUUAUUGCCAAUACAAAGCCUUGAUCAAAAGCUGCGUGUGAAGGUGUAUGAUCGAGAUUUAACUACAUCUGAUUUCAUGGGUUCUGCAUUUGUCGUUCUGAGUGAUCUUGAGCUUAACAGAACGACUGAACAUAUUUUAAAAUUGGAAGAUCCAAACAGUUUAGAAGAUGACAUGGGAGUGAUUGUAUUAAAUUUGAACCUAGUAGUAAAACAGUGUGAUUUCAAGAGACACCGUUGGUCAAAUCGGAAGCAGUUAAGUGCCAGCAAGUCCUCUUUGAUACGCAACCUCCGGCUCUCAGAGUUCUUGAAAAAGAACCAACUCUGGAACGGGAUUAUAAGUAUAACUUUGUUGGAAGGAAAGAAUGUCUCAGGAGGAAGCAUGACAGAGAUGUUUGUCCAGUUAAAACUGGGAGAUCAGAGGUAUAAAAGUAAGACACUGUGUAAGAGUGCAAAUCCGCAGUGGCAGGAACAGUUUGACUUUCACUACUUCUCUGACAGGAUGGGCAUUUUGGACAUUGAAGUGUGGGGAAAGGACAGCAAAAAGCACGAGGAACGUCUGGGCACGUAUAAAGUGGAUAUCUCAGCCCUCCCACUGAAGCAAGCCAACUGCCUGGAGCUGCCUCUGGAGAGCUGCCUGGGGACGCUCUUGAUGCUGGUCACCCUCACGCCCUGCGCGGGAGUCUCCGUCUCAGAUCUGUGUGUGUGCCCCUUGGCAGAUCCCAGGGAGAGAAAGCAGAUCGCCCAGCGAUUCAGCUUACAGAACUCCCUGAAAAAUAUGAAGGACGUCGGCAUUUUACAAGUGAAGGUUUUAAAGGCGGUAGAUCUCUUAGCGGCAGAUUUCUCAGCGCUGUGUGCAGUGUUUUAUUCUUCACAGGGUACAGAGAGUAAUCCAGACGUUCCAGUGUCUGAUCAGAGGAUGCCUCUCCACUCAUUGCCGAAUUACCGCCUUGUACUGACUGACAAUUUAAGCACCUAUAUGACAGAUGCUAUUUACCAAAUUCGAGACGGACAGACAAACUGUUACGUGUUGAAGAAUAAAGAUUUAGAACAAGCUUUUAAAGGAGUUAUUUACUUGGAGAUGGACCUCAUAUAUAAUCCGAUCAAAGCAAGUAUUCGGACCUUUACUCCCAGAGAAAAGCGCUUUGUUGAAGAUAGCCGCAAGCUGUCCAAAAAGAUCUUAUCAAGAGAUGUAGACCGAGUGAAAAGACUCACCAUGACACUCUGGAAUGUAGUACAGUUCCUUAAAAGCUGCUUCCAGUGGGAAUCCACAUUGAGAAGUACAGUAGCAUUCGUGGUGUUUUUAGUCACUGUCUGGAAUUUUGAACUGUACAUGAUCCCGCUGGCAUUAUCGCUCCUCUUUGUCUACAAUUUCAUCAGACCUACAAGGGGGAAGGUUGGCAGCAUCCAGGACAGCCAGGAGAGCACGGACGUAGAUGAGGAGAAGUAUGAAGAUGACAAGGAAUCUGAGAAAAAGGGCUUAAUUGAAAGAAUCUAUAUGGUACAGGAUAUUGUCUCAACUGUUCAAAACAUCUUGGAGGAGAUAGCUUCUUUUGGAGAAAGAAUUAAAAACACAUUUAACUGGACGGUCCCAUUCCUUUCCUUCCUGGCCUGUUUGAUACUGGCAGUUGCCACCAUCACUUUGUAUUUCAUUCCACUGCGGUACAUCAUUUUAAUCUGGGGCAUAAAUAAAUUUACUAAGAAGCUUCGAAAUCCCUACGCCAUCGACAACAAUGAGCUACUAGACUUCCUCUCCAGAGUACCGUCUGAUGUUCAAAAGGUGCAGUAUGCAGAGUUGAAGCCCGGCAGCAGCCAGAGCCCCCUUCGGAAGAAGCGCAGCGCACUCUAG
Messenger RNA from Lipotes vexillifer (Yangtze River dolphin), 2640 nucleotides. RefSeq names its product multiple C2 and transmembrane domain containing 2 (gene MCTP2). Gene Ontology annotation, molecular function: calcium ion binding. Bases 55 to 2640 code for a protein of 861 amino acids. Gene Ontology annotation, cellular component: synaptic vesicle membrane. Gene Ontology annotation, biological process: regulation of neurotransmitter secretion. The transcript is spliced from 22 exons. NCBI's taxonomy places the organism in Eukaryota, Metazoa, Chordata, Mammalia, Artiodactyla, Lipotidae. The record is from RefSeq and is a predicted model, not a curated record.